Lucilia sericata (common green bottle fly) is the source of this 970-nucleotide messenger RNA. RefSeq lists its product as uncharacterized. The record is from RefSeq and is a predicted model, not a curated record. NCBI's taxonomy places the organism in Eukaryota, Metazoa, Arthropoda, Insecta, Diptera, Calliphoridae. Bases 422 to 772 code for a protein of 116 amino acids. The transcript is spliced from 2 exons.
UUAGCGAUAUUUUUGGGGAAAAAGUUGGCAACAGUGUAUGCAAUGACGGUAGCCACAAAGUAGUUCAAUGUGACGUUUUUAAAAGCAUGUCGUUAAAUCGUAAGUGGGGAUGUGUAAAAGCUAAAAACUUAUGUCGACAAUGCUUGGGAAGACAUAGACACAAAUGCAAUAUAAAGAAAGAAUGUGGGAUAGAUGGAUGUAAAUAUAAGCACAAUCCGUUGCUGCAUAAAAAUGUAAACGUACAAAACACCACAUCAAGUGCAGCACAAAGUGACCAACAAAAUUCAGUACUGAAUGCGCACAGCAAUAAUUUCGAUGAGUCCCAACCACUAUUUCAUGAAGAAUCUGCAGUGACACUAAUAGAAAAAAGUAUUUUUGAAGAAUUGGGUCUUCAGGGCAAGAGUGAACCCCUGUGUUUAAGAUGACCGGCGACACUACUCGUACGGAAGACGACUCAGUAAAGGCAACAAUUACUAUAUCGAGUGUUACCAACAAUAAACAAUUUAAGUUGAACGCAGUUCACACUGUAAAUAAUUUGGGGCUUUCGCCACAAACUAUCGACGCCGAUGAAAUUUCAAGAAGAUACCCAUAUUUGUCGAAGCUACCAAUACAAUCGUAUAGCAAUGCUAUACCAGCAAUACUGAUUGGUGCCGAUAACUGGAAAUUAGCCGUCCCUCUUAAAAUACGAGAAGGCUCUUGGAAUCAACCAAUUGCAUCUAAGACUCGGCUGGGCUGGGCCCUGCAAGGCAGUAGAAUGAAGGACACCGAUUAAUUCCCUAUAAAUGUCCAUUUUUGCGACUGUCAAAAAAGGCUCCACGAUAUAGUAAAAGAAACGUUUAACAUAGAAUCAACUCGUCAAAUGCAGCUGCUUUCUUACGACGACAACAAAGCUUUGGCAAUUAAAACAAGUUAGAGUGCUAUAUUCGGCUGAACCGAAUCUUAAAUACCCUCCACCAGAUACUUUUAUAUU